AAAAUAACUUUAACUGGUACACGAAAAAAGAAAUUAUGUGAAAAAAAAUACAAUAAUCCUAAUUUAAAAGAUGUCGAAUUAGCUAAGAAGUAUGGAAUAACUAAAUGUCAAAGAAAACCUAAUUAUCCUGAUCUCAAAAAAGCGAUGUCUAUUUGGGUUAAACAGACAAUCAAAAAUGCACAAUAUCGACAUAUUUUGUGUCAAAAUCAUUUUGAAGCUUAUAAUACAAUUACCAAAGACAAUCCAGUUUCACCCAAUAUUACACUAUAUAAUGCAAUUAACUUUGCAGCUCAAGCAUGGAAAAAUAUUAUUGCAGAUACAAUUAUUCAUAGUUGGGGUAAAGCCAGUAUACUUCCUUCUAUUAUCUCUAUGCUUGAAGAAAUCAGAUUAGAUGUGCCUUUGCCUGAAGAAACUGAAUUAAAUAUGUUCAUGCCUAGGGAAACUGAAUUGGAGAAAGAAAUUAUAGAUCUUAUUUAA
Molecule: messenger RNA, 477 nt
Organism: Cetraspora pellucida
Lineage: Eukaryota; Fungi; Glomeromycota; Glomeromycetes; Diversisporales; Gigasporaceae
Source: the annotation of a GenBank genome assembly